Penicillium malachiteum is the source of this 2433-nucleotide messenger RNA. RefSeq names its product GH92 family glycosyl hydrolase. Lineage: Eukaryota; Fungi; Ascomycota; Eurotiomycetes; Eurotiales; Aspergillaceae. Gene Ontology annotation, biological process: glycoprotein catabolic process; carbohydrate metabolic process; protein deglycosylation. The record is from RefSeq and is a predicted model, not a curated record. Bases 1 to 2433 code for a protein of 810 amino acids. Gene Ontology annotation, molecular function: carbohydrate binding; peptide-N4-(N-acetyl-beta-glucosaminyl)asparagine amidase activity. The transcript has 10 exons. Gene Ontology annotation, cellular component: cytosol; nucleus.
AUGUUGUGGAAACCACGACUAUUCCCCACGUUGGGACUAGUCCUGCUCACUGGCACCGUCGCGGCCGAGGUAGAUCUCUCUCAGUAUGUGAAUGUAUUCAUCGGCUCCGAGGGCCCUGAUGGAACGGGAUACGGCGGAGGAGAUACCUUCGUUGGAGGUGCGCGUCCAUUUGGCGUUGCGAAGGUCGGUAUUGAUUCAACAGCUGUCAAUUGGACUACAGCCGUUUUGAAUGGCGGGUGGACGCCAGACGGCAAUGUUACCGGAAUCAGCAUGAUGCAUGAGAGUGGUACUGGUGGUGCACCAAAAUAUGGGUUGAUCGCUCAGAUGCCCCUGACUUUGGUUGAUUCUCCGGUUAACAUUCUUGAUAAUCAGACAUAUAGUCAGCCGAAAGUUGGGAAUGACACGGCGAGUGUGGGAUACUAUAAGACUCAGCUGGAGAAUGGUAUCACUGUUGAAUUAUCUGCAUCGCGUCAUGCUGGUAUUAUGAACUAUUCGUUCCCAGAAGGGGAGAAGCAUGUUCUUGUUGACGUGUCUCAUUAUCUCCCUGGAGCACCCGGUGACUCAGGAAGCCAGUUCUAUGUUGGCGGAGAGAUUCAGAUCGAAGAAGAUGGCAAGUCUUACACUGGAUAUGGAACUUAUGUUGGCGGAUGGAAUAAUGGUGCACCCUUCACCGUAUACUUCUAUGGAGAGUUCUCUGAAGCUCCAGAUCAGGCCCAGACAUUCAGCGGUGUUAAUACUGAUCCCAUUCCAAGAUAUCAAAACACGGCAAAUGGCGGAAUCAGCCAGCCUACAUAUGGAAACAAAACGAACAAGGUGGUUUCCGGACCGAUGACCAACAGAAUCGGUGCUCUCUUUAGUUGGGACUCUAGCUCUGCUUCACAAGUUAUCUCCCGUGUGGGCAUUUCCUCCAUUUCAACCGACCGAGCUCGCUCCUACAUCGAAAAAGAGAUUCCUUCAUGGUCACUGAAUGACACUGUGGCCGACGCAGUCAAGGAGUGGAAUGAAGAUGUUUUCAAUAAAGUCCAUGUUCCAUUGGACAAUUCAGCGAACGCCACAAAUAUCAGAUUACUCUACAGCUCUCUGUACUUCAUCCAUCUGAUGCCGUCGGACCGCUCCGGCGAGAAUCCCUUGUGGGAUUCUGGCGAGCCUUUCUGGGAUGACUUCUAUACUAUGUGGGACAUCUUUCGCUGCACUGUCAGCUUCUAUCAUAUCUUUCAACCCGAUUACUACGAGUCUAUGAUCCGGGCGCUCAUUGAUAUCUGGAAAUAUCAAGGGUACAUGCCAGACGGGAGAUCCGGAAACUGGAACGGUCUUGUUCAAGGUGGUUCCGAUGCAGACAACGUCUUAGCCGAUGCAUAUGUGAAGGGACUCCGAGGAGCCAUUAACUGGACUGAUGGAUACGCAGCCAUGGUCAAGAAUGCCGAGGUGACCCCCUACAACACAUUCGAUUAUACCGAUUACACGGCUAGCACAAAGGAAGGCCGUGGUGCUUUGGAUGACUGGAAAGAGCUAGGCUACGUCUCAGAGGACCAUAACACGCGCUGUAUUUCCCGCACUGUCGAGUACAGUCUCAAUGACUUUGCUGUUAGUCAGGUCGCUAAGGGUGAACAGCCUGGCGACGUGGAGAAAUAUGUCAAUAGAUCUGCUGGAUGGCAGAAUAUCUGGGAUCCAAGUGUGAAGAGUUUGAACUUUACUGGAUUCCUGGCGCCAAAGCUUUCGGAUGGGUCUUUUAACAACACUGACUAUGAUCCGCGUAUCUGUUUUGGUUGUGAGUGGAGCUCAUACACAUACGAGGGUGUUCCCUGGGAAUAUUCUUUUGUCAUUCCGCAUGAUGUUGAGACACUUAUCAAGCUCAUGGGAGGCUCGGACAAAUUCGAUUCGCGUCUUGAUAUGAUGUUUGAGCCAGAAAUGUCUAUUCAGAACCUAGGUGCAAAUGGAGCCGGUAUCACCACACUAAUGAACAUCGGGAACGAGCCUGACUUCGCCACGCCAUAUUUGUACAACUAUAUCAACAAGCAGCACAAGAGCGUCGCACAGACACGUAGUCUUGCCAAUCAAUACUUCCAUGAUGCCAACUACGGUAUCCCUGGGAACAGCGACGCUGGAGCCAUGAAUUCAUGGCUUUUGUGGCAGAUGUUGGGCAUCUAUCCUAUUGUCACGCAACCUGUCUACCUACUCUCUUCGCCGUGGUUCCCGGACUUGAAUAUGACUAUCAACGGGAACAAGACGUUACGGAUUUCCGCUACUGGGCUAGAUGAUGGAUAUUAUGUGCAGAGCGUGAAGAUCAAUGGUAAGCAAUGGGUGAAGAACUGGUUUGAGCAUGACGAUGUUAUGACAAAUGGUGGAACUAUUGAGUUCGAGCUCGGUAAUAACGCUACAGUGUGGGAGAGUGGUGAUGUUCCUCCGUCGCCUGGCCAUGUGGAAUUGAGUUAA